This is a messenger RNA of Ixodes scapularis (black-legged tick), 990 nucleotides long. RefSeq names its product solute carrier family 35 member E3. Bases 1 to 990 code for a protein of 329 amino acids. NCBI's taxonomy places the organism in Eukaryota, Metazoa, Arthropoda, Arachnida, Ixodida, Ixodidae. Gene Ontology annotation, cellular component: Golgi apparatus. Gene Ontology annotation, molecular function: nucleotide-sugar transmembrane transporter activity; antiporter activity. The transcript is spliced from 5 exons. The record is from RefSeq and is a predicted model, not a curated record.
AUGUCCCGGGCGUCAUGGAUGCCCCGGUGGCCAUGCGUGGUGUUCGUGUCCUGCCUCAACGUUGUCCUGGCCGUCCUGCUGGUCUUGUCUUGCAAACUUGGCUACGACCGGGCACGCCUUCCGAACCUCAGUCUCACCCUCGUGCAUCUGGCAGCCACAAUGGUCGCCCUCAGGGUGUGUGUGAGCACGGGUCUGCUACGGGUUCCAGACUCGGCGUACAAGGCCGGGCCGAGCUUGGGAGAGAACCUGACCUUGGCUCUGCUCCUUUGCACCUUCAUGGCACUGCCCAAUCUAUCGCUUGAGUUCAACUCGGCCGGUACUAGCCUCCUCCUCAGGCUGGUGUCCCUUCCGGCCACUGCCUGGCUCCAGUGGAUGCUCACGGGCCGUCGGACACGGACAACGGUCAAGUUGAGCCUGGUUCCGGUCGGGGCGGGCGUGGCCCUCAACGCCCUCGGGGACGUCCGCUACAGCGGGCCCGGGCUUGCCUUCGGACUCUCGGGCGCCAUGGCCGCAGCCUGCUACCAGACGUUGUCCGCCGACCAGCAGAGUCGCUUCGACCGGCCGUCCUGGCACCUGCUGCAGAGCCAGCUGCGCUGGGCCCUGCCGGCCCUUGCCAGUCAGGUGGUCUUCCUCGAGCCCCCCUGGCGGGGACCCCGGGGCCUCCUGGCGAGGACGUGGACCCCGCUCGACGGAGUCCUCUUCGCUGGUUCCACGGCGGUGGGGGUCCUGCUCACGCUGAGCAUGCAGUGGCUGCUGGGCCGCACCUCGGCGCUCAGCUACCAGGUGCUGGGACACGUCAAGACGUGCGCCUCGCUGGUCGCCUGUGCGCUCCUGCUAGACCAGCCGCUGGCGUGGCUGCAGCAGCUCAGCGUGGUCCUGACGCUGUGCGGAGCCUUCCUGUACACCAUAUUCAGGACCAGGGAAGAAGAGAGACCGGAAGGGCCGUCGUCGCCCCUCGGUUACCGAGACGCCGCUGCCUUUUCAUCGUGA